GGGUGAUAGGAUUCUGUUCCGCCAGCUUAGGGAGAGGCAGCCGCAGCAGAGGAGAGCUAGAGGCCAGCAGGGCUUUAGCUAGCGAGGCCACUGCUACAGCAGCCAUGGCCACUUCCGCUAUGGUAACCUCUGCACAGCAGACUUCCCAGGCCAGCAGUUCAGGUGUCGUCGGGUCAACGGUCGCGCAGACCGUGGGUCAGUCCACUGGCGUAAUGGCAAGCCAGGCAUUAGUGUUGACUCCAGAGGAUGUCGCCAUCCAGCAGGCAGCCCUGCAAGAGGCACAGCUACAGCGGGCAUUAGGAGAGAUAAAAGCGGAGAAGGAAAGGAUGAUCCGAAGAAGAGCCAGGAUGCAGCGAAGAGGAGCAGACAUAGAGGAGUUAGAAAUGAUGGACCUGACGAACAUGAAUGCUGAUUUGAGGGUAGUUAGGAAAGCCCUGCUAGGAGUAAUAGAGAUGCAGGAGCAUCAGACUACCAUCCUUCAGGACAUCCAACAGAGCCUAGCGAUUCUGGCAGGACGUUCUCAGGCGGUACCAUCACCGCCAGGGCCUGGAGGGUUGUCAGCAGGUCCUAGUGUACAGGUUCCAGUACAGUCAGUGGUCACCCAGACUCCGUCGCAGGUUGCUAUUAGUGGGCAACCAAUUGUCUUACAGCCUGUUCAGCCGCAGGGGUCUCAGCCCCAAAAGCAACAGGUACAGCAAGUUGUUCCCCAGAGUCCACAGCCUGGACAGCUGCAGGGACAACCGCAAUGGGUUCCAAAGACCGCCAUAGCCGCGCCUAAGCCUUUUACAGGCGACAAGCGAGGCGAAGACCUUGACACGUGGUUGAGGUCUGUGUCGGUUAAGCUUACCUUGCCGCAUGAGGAAGUGCUUGUGGCUGCCUCCUACCUGGAGGGUAGUGCAGCAAGAUGGUUGAGCGGUCUGGUACAGCUGCAGGGAUAUGGUCAUGACUUCCGCGCUUGGGCAGCCAGCCAAAAGCUGGUUGAUUUUCUCAAGUUAGUGGAGGAAAGGUGGCAUGAUCCUCAGGAGGCUCAAAAGGCCACUGACGCGAUCCUGACUUUGAGCGCUCGAUCGUUCAAGUCAGUUAGGGAAGCCACAGACACAGUAGAGCGUCUGAUUUGUGUCCCUGGGGUUCGCUAUGACCCCCAAGUCUUACUGACAACUUACCUGAGGUGUCUCCCGAUGCCAAUCAGGAAUCAGUUGGCAGUUGAGGCUAAUAUCAACAUGCACAACUUUCCCUCGUUUAACAAGAAGGCCCUAGACCUUGAAGCUAAGAUAGGGCAUGGACAUAACCCAGCGACGGACGGGAGAAAGAAGACCCUGCCUCCUAACUGGAAAGCCAAGGGUCGCAUUAUGUUUGUCGACAAUGAUGGGUCAACCAUUGAGUUGGACGAUGACCCCCAGYUAGGAGUAGGUGCAGAGGCAGGUGGCGAAACUUCAGAGGGUGGAGUAGUCGCCGCCGUAACCCAACAAAAAGCGCCUGAGUCGACCUGUGCCAACAAACAGCGCAUGGUAGUUAAUGACUACCUCCAGGACGUUGAGUGUCUGUUCCCGUACGCGGGAGGGGAAUUGAGGCAUCGUGUCUCAUUCCUGGUGAGCGACGAUCUCCCCAUGGAUAUCUUGUUAGGUAUGUACUCGGUUGCACAGCCUCAGUUUGACUGGGACCGAAAAGUGGUCAAACACACUUUACCAGGUGGAGGGACCGCCAGAUUACAUAAGUUUAAGGCUAGUAGUCUGAUUGAGUCCUAUGGGUGCAUGUGUGCGGCCGCAUUCUACAAUUACUAUAAGCAAAACCAGGAGGAGGGUAUGUAUCUAGUUUAUGUCUCUACUGCAGGCGAGCCGGUGAAAAUGCCGCCGAAGAUAGAGGGAGUAGUUGCCAAAUACCCUAAUCUAUUUGAAGAGCCGACAGGGGUUGUUGAGAAGGAGGUUGUCCACGCGAUAGAGAUUAUCCCAGGGUCUAGUAUUCCGAAGGGUAGGAUCUAUCGGACGUCUCCAGGCGAGCUUGAUGAGCUACGUCGCCAACUCAAGGAACUCGUAGAGAAGGGGUGGAUCCGGCCGAGUGUCUCUCCUUAUGGAUCUCCAGUACUAUUCGUACCUAGGAAGGAGGAGGGUACACUUAGGAUGUGCAUUGACUAUAGGGGCCUCAAUGCCAUCACUGUUAUGAACAGAGAGCCCCUACCGCGCAUCGACGAUCUGCUAGAUAGAGUGCAAGGGUGCCGGUACUUCAGCAAGAUAGAUUUGAAGUCCGGGUACCAUCAGAUUGCAAUCUGGCCCGAGGAUCAACACAAAACCGCCUUUCAGACCAGGUACGGUCUGUACGAGUUUGUGGUGAUGCCUUUCGGCCUUUGCAAUGCUCCUGGCACCUUUCAGCACGCUAUGAACCGGAUAUUCCAUGACUACUUGGAUAAGUUUGUCAUCGUGUACCUCGAUGACAUACUUAUUUUUAGUAAGAUUGUCGAGGAGCAUGUUGCACACUUGGACAAAGUCCUCAGUCUCCUGCGACAGCACAAGUUCAAGAUCAACGGUGAGAAGUGCGAGUUUGGCCGCAUCCGUGUCUUGUACUUGGGUCAUGAGAUCUCCGCGGAAGGGUUGAAGCCCGAUGACGCGAAGGUAGCCAGCAUUUGUGAUUGGCCACGUCCUCAGUUUGUGACUGAGAUGAGAUCUUUCUUAGGAAUGACAGGCUACUAUAAGACCUUCAUUAAGAACUAUAGUAUAGUGGCCGCUCCUUUGACUGAUCUGACGCGCCUUAACACCCCAUGGGAGUGGACAGACGAGUGCGAAGCUGCUUUCAGACAUCUGAAGCAUGCGUUGACGCAGUACGAGGUCUUGAAACUGCCUGAUUCUGAUAAACCAUUUAUAGUCACCACGGAUGCCAGCCAAUAUGGCAUUGGCGCCGUGCUCGCACAACGGGAGGGGCCAAAGUUGAGGCCAGUCGAGUACAUGUCGAAAAAGAUGCUGUCUCAAAAGUUGUCAAAGUCCACCUACGAGAAGGAACUUUACGCUGUGUACAAGGCUCUGACCCAUUGGAGACACUAUCUCCUUGGGAGAUUCUUCAUCCUCAGGACUGAUCAUCAGACUCUGAGAUGGAUGAGAACCCAGCCCGUACUUUUAGACGCCCUGAAGCGUUGGAUCGAAGUCAUUGAGCAGUAUGACUUCGACCCCCAGUAUCUGAAAGGAGAGUACAACAAGGUUGCAGAUGCCUUGUCGCGUAGACCUGAUUUCUCAAGUGCGCUAAUUACUGAGUUCGAUCUCACGAACGAUGUGACUCGCUCUUUGGUGGAAGCCUAUCGCGAGGACCAGUUCAUGCCAGGUGAGAGCCUGUCCAUGGACUUCAUGGACACGCUGGUCACCGGCAAGAGCGGCAUGAGACACAUCUUCGUCAUCGUGGAUAGGUUUAGCAAAUAUGCUAGGUUGAUAGCCAUGCCGGAGUCAGCAAAGACCGAGUACGUCAUUAGAUUGUUUAAAGAAAACUGGGUUAGGGAUUUUGGUCUGCCCAAAUCCAUAGUCAGUGACAGGGAUGUCUGUUUCACCAGUGAGCUAUGGAAGGGCGCUGCUGCUGAACAGGGGACACAGUUGCAAAUGACUUCUGGGAAUCACCUAGAGGCCAAUGGACAAGCCGAGCAACUGAAUCGCGUUGUGCAACACCUGUUGAGGCAUUACAUUAAGCCCAACCAGGUGGACUGGGAUGAGAAGCUCGCUCUCAUCGCCAGCCUGUAUAACAACGCCAUACACAGCGCUACCGGGGUGAGCCCAAACAAUCUACUACUGACCUUCAAGCCUAGACUGCCCUUAGACUUUCUCCUGCCUGAGAAUCAGUCAACUGCUGCACCAGGCACCUUGGAAUUUGCCUAUAGGUAUGAACAGAAAACGCAGCAGGCGGUAGAACAGAUGCAGAAGGCACAGGCUGCAAUGAUCGAGUCUGAGAACAGACACCGCCGUCCUUCUACCUUUCAGGUUGGGGAUAGGGUUUGGGUUAAGUCUGUAGAACUGGGACAAGAGCACGGGAUUUCCCGCAAACUCAUGCGCCAGUACUUUGGGCCUUGGGAAGUGUUGGAUGUUGUUGGGACUGAUCCGGAUGGGCCAUCGUAUGUUAUUCGGAUCCCUGGUCACCUCCGUACAUACCCAGUCUUUCAUGCUUCUAAGCUUGCACCGGCCAAGGAAACCGAUCAGUUUCCCUCGCGACGCUCAAUGCUGCCCCCAACCAUGGAUGGAGAAGUGGACAUUGAUGACAUCGUGGAUCACAGGGAGCUCCCAGUUCAGAGACCUACAGGCAGGGGACGUCCUCCGAAACCGAAGCUGCAGUACCGCGUACGGUUCCAACAUCAUACUGAUCCAAAGGAGGACCGCUGGUUUACAAGGGAAGAACUCAUGCAGACCGCACCUCAAGUUAUAGCCCAAUACGAGAGAGCUCUGCAGAAGGGAAAGCGCCCCACGAUCGAAGACUGAGCUUCUCAGAGGACUGUUGAAGCUAAGGAGGAGGGAACGCGAGGCUAUGCCUCUAUGAGCCCCGUUCAG
This is a messenger RNA of Chara braunii, 4511 nucleotides long. NCBI's taxonomy places the organism in Eukaryota, Viridiplantae, Streptophyta, Charophyceae, Charales, Characeae. The record is from the annotation of a GenBank genome assembly.